AGAGGUCAAGAGGAGGAGAAAACACGUGGGUUCGGCUCGUGUCCUGAGAUCCGUCCUUCUGCCUUCUAAUGUGAACUUGUUUUUGUGCUAUUGAUGCGUCUGCAUGUAUCUAGCUCACCUCGCUGACCGGACAACACCGUUAAACUGUACACAUUUGCGCAUCUGACGGGUUUCUGUUGCUCUGAAAGCUGUUUUAUUUUGGUGUAAAUCACAUCAUGGUGAGCAAAACGGACGAGAUGCCGGCAGCAUCAGUUCCGAACUGCACCUCGGUGGAGCUCGAUCAGGAGACCAACAAGAAGCAGCUGAAGGAAAGCUGUCCAUGCGCACACGGUGCAGCUACAGCAGUAAUGAAUGGUGACGUAGGACAUGACCAGACUGAGGAGGCCGAGUCCAAGCAGGAUGGCAGCACUGAUCCUGAUGCUGGUGAUGACUCCAACGAACAGGAGGUGAUUGUGAUUCAGGACACUGGCUUCACUGUGAAGAUUCAGGCACCAGGAAUCGAGCCCUUUGACCUGCAGGUGUCUCCACAGGAAAUGGUGCAGGAGAUCCACCAAGUGCUUAUGGACCGUGAAGACACUUGCCAUCGCACUUGUUUUUCUCUGCAGCUCGACGGCAACGUGCUGGACAACUUUGCCGAGUUAAAGUCCAUCGAGGGCCUUCAAGAAGGAUCCGUGCUCAAAGUGGUAGAAGAGCCUUAUACAGUGCGCGAAGCUCGUAUUCAUGUCCGUCAUAUAAGAGACCUGUUAAAGAGCCUGGAUCCCUCUGAUGCUUACAAUGGAGUAGACUGCAACUCUCUGUCCUUCCUCAGCAUCUUCACAGAUGGAGACCUUGGAGAUAGUGGCAGACGUAAAAAGAAGGGCAGUGAGCUUGAACAGAUCGACUGUACUCCUCCUGAACACAUCCUGCCUGGUAGUAAAGAGCGCCCCCUGGUGCCCCUCCAGCCACAGAACAAAGACUGGAAGCCACUUCAGUGCCUCAAGGUCCUCACAAUGAGUGGCUGGAACCCGCCACCCGGCAACAGGAAAAUGCACGGAGACCUUAUGUAUCUGUACGUUGUGACCGUAGAAGAGAGGAACAUCAGCAUCACUGCUUCCACGCGCGGAUUCUACCUCAACCAGUCCACCACCUACAAUUUCAACCCUAAGCCUGCCAAUCCCAGCUUCCUGAGCCACUCUCUGGUGGAACUGCUGAGUCAGAUCAGCCCAGCCUUUAAAAAGAACUUCACCUCCCUGCAGAAAAAAAGAGUCCAAAGACAUCCAUUUGAGAGAAUAGCCACACCGUUCCAGGUGUACAGCUGGACUGCACCCCAGAUUGAUCAUGCCAUGGAUUGUGUGAGGGCUGAGGAUGCCUACACCUCACGUUUGGGAUACGAGGAACAUAUACCUGGCCAGACCAGGGACUGGAAUGAAGAGCUGCAGACAACAAGAGAGCUCCCACGCAAGAACCUGCCAGAGCGUUUGCUGAGAGAGAGAGCCAUUUUCAAGGUACAUAGUGACUUCGCCGCAGCAGCUACGCGUGGUGCCAUGGCGGUAAUUGAUGGAAAUGUGAUGGCCAUCAAUCCUGGUGAAGAGACACGUAUGCAGAUGUUCAUCUGGAACAACAUCUUCUUUAGCUUGGGCUUUGAUGUCCGUGAUCACUACAAAGAACUGGGAGGAGAUGCUGCAGCACACACCGCCCCCACCAAUGACCUUAACGGAGUGAGAGCGUAUGGUGCGGUGGAUGUAGAGGGGCUGUACACUCUGGGCACUGUAGUUGUGGACUACAGGGGUUACCGUGUCACCGCACAGUCCAUCAUCCCCGGGAUAUUGGAGCGUGAACAAGAGCAGAGCGUCAUCUAUGGCUCUAUUGAUUUUGGAAAGACCGUUGUUUCCCACCCCAAGUACCUGGAGCUGCUUGAGAAGACGAGCAGGCCUCUGAAGGUCCAGCAGCAUUCUGUUCUCAAUGAAAAGGACACGGCUGUGGAGCUCUGCUCCUCUGUUGAGUGCAAGGGUAUCAUUGGCAACGACGGUCGUCACUACAUCCUGGACCUUCUACGCACUUUUCCUCCAGAUCUCAACUUCCUGCCUGUGGAAGGAGAGGCACUAAACCCCGAAAGCCAGAAGCAAGGCUUCCCUCGACCGCAUCGUCACCGCCUGGCCUGUCUGCGCCAGGAACUCAUUGAAGCCUUCGUAGAGCACAGGUAUCUCCUUUUCAUGAAGAUGGCAGCACUCCAGCUGAUGCAGCACAAAGCAAACAAAGACGGCAAGACUGCAGCCUUGCCUGAGAACACUACAGCUGAAAGCAAGCCGGCAUCUACGUCAGCUCCAGAAGCCUCUGAGAAUGCUGCUGAAACUGCAACACCAGUCUCUGACUCAGCAACCGCUUGUGAAUCCACGCAGACACCCGAGGCAGCCGAUCACCAGCAGGCCACGGCUACAGAAAACUCUGCAGCGACAACUAAUGGUAUCGUCUCACUGGGUCCUGAUGAACCCACGGGUCCAGAGAGACACAAUGGAGGCUGUGAAAGUCCUCUGGAGGGUAAGGAGGCCCUUGAAACUAUACCAGGAUUAGCUCAGGCUAAAGAGCUGGCUGAAUCCUUAGCAGCAGAAGAUGGAUCUGGGAUUGACCCCAAAAGCCGAGAGGUCAUCCUCAAUGCGUGCAAAGCAGUGGGCUCCAUCAGCAACACUUCCUUUGACAUUCGCUUUAACCCAGAUAUCUUUUCACCAGGAGUGCGUUUCCCAGAAGACAGUGUUGAAGACAUUCAGAAGCAGAAGCAGCUUCUCAAAGAUUCAGCAGCCUUCCUGGUGUCUUGUCAGAUCCCAUCUUUGAUAAAGGACUGUUUAGAACAUACUGCCCUGCCAAUGGAUGGAGCCACAUUGACUGAGGCCCUCCAUCAGCGUGGCAUCAACGUGCGCUAUCUGAGCAAUGUGCUGGAGUUUGUGGAUAAGAUGCCUGCAAAACCACAGCUUGAUCAUUUCUAUAGAAUAGGAAUCACUGAGCUGAUCACAAGAUGCACCAAACAUAUCUUUAAGACCUACCUCCAAGGAGUCGAGCUUUCAGCCCUGUCUGCUGCAGUGAGCCACUUCCUGAACUGCUUCCUGAGCUCUUUCCCAGAGUCUGUGGCCCACCUGCCUGCGGAUGAACUUGUCUCGCGCAAGAAAAACAAGAAGAGACGAAACAGAGUGCCUGGAGGAGGAGACAACACGGCCUGGGCUAGCCUGACACCCAGCGAACUAUGGAAGAACAUCGGUAAUGAGGCUCGCACUUAUUACCACUUCUCUCUACAAUGUGAGAAUGUGGACCACGCAGUAGAGAAAUACGGCCUGCAAAAGAUCACCCUCCUGAGAGAAAUCUCAAUCAAAGCUGGCAUCCAGAUCCUGAUAAAGGAGUACCACUUUGAUAGUCGACACAAGCCAGCUUUCACAGAGGAAGACAUCCUGAACAUCUUCCCAGUCGUAAAGCAUGUAAACCCUAAAGCCUCCGAUGCCUUCCAUUUCUUCCAGAGUGGUCAAGCCAAAGUCCAGCAGGGUUUCCUGAAGGAAGGAUGUGAGUUAAUUAACGAGGCCUUGAACCUUUUCAACAAUGUGUAUGGGGCCAUGCACGUGGAGAUUUGUGCCUGUCUGCGCCUCCUGGCUCGUCUCAAUUACAUCAUGGGAGACCACCCUGAGGCGCUCAGUAACCAGCAGAAAGCUGUGCUGAUGAGUGAGAGAGUACUGGGCAUUGAGCAUCCUAACACCAUUCAAGAAUAUAUGCACUUGGCUCUGUACUGCUUUGCUAAUGGCCAGCUGUCCACUGCACUGAAGCUGCUGUACCGUGCCCGCUAUCUCAUGCUGUUGGUGUGUGGAGAGGACCAUCCCGAGAUGGCUCUGCUAGAUAGCAAUAUUGGUCUGGUGCUACAUGGAGUGAUGGAGUAUGACCUCUCACUACGCUUCCUAGAAAAUGCCUUGGCCGUCAACUCCAAAUACCAUGGACCCCGAUCCCUUAAAGUUGCUCUCAGUCAUCACCUUGUGGCCCGGGUGUAUGAGAGCAAGGCUGAAUUCCGCUCAGCUCUGCAGCACGAGAAGGAGGGCUACACCAUUUACAAGAACCAGGUUGGUGAAGCUCAUGAAAAGACCAAGGAGAGUUCAGAGUACCUGAAGUACCUCACACAGCAGGCUGUGGCCCUACAGAGAACCAUGAAUGAGAUCUACAAAAAUGGCUCAAGUGCCAGCAUCAUGCCUCUUAAAUUUACAGCUCCAAGCAUGGCCAGUGUCUUGGAGCAGCUCAACAUUAUUAAUGGCAUCAUCUUUAUUCCUCUCAGCCAAAAGGACCUGGAGACCCUGAAGGCAGAAGUCCAACGCCGGCAACAACUACAAGACUCUGGGAAGAAGGAGGAAUAUCAGGAGAAUGGUCAGCUUGCACUGGAGGACAAUCUUCCCAUCGAUGAUUAAUCUUGCACGCUGUACCCUGUAGCAGGGAAGGCCAUUGAUGCAACGGUCAUCUGCUUGAACCCGUAGAACUGAGAAUUAAGUGUAAUUUAAAUGAGUAUAUUAAAGCGGAGGGAAAAGACAGGGAAACGUACAGCAAUCGGUACAGUCAAGAAAAGCACGGAACCAGUGUUGCAGGCAGGCAGGGGCCCAGACUUGAGGCUCUCUUAUGGUUACUGUUUUCCUGCCAUUUUGUCUGAAGCUGGUGACCAAGAAUGACCAUGACGUUGUAUGCUAGAGCCUUAUCCACCCAUCCAUCCACCCAUCCAUCCAUCCUUUUUCACAUCUCACUAUCCUUCUAUCGAGCCGAGCCCUCUUCUCGUUUUAUGUGUUUAGGAGUCCAAACCGAACUCAGGUGACUUCUAUACCGCUCAAUAUGCGAGUGGAAGCAAAAUUCAAAAAGAUGCACAAGAAAUUAGAUGGAGGCUUCAGAAUGUAUACGCUAUGGUCUAGUUUUCAAGACCAUUUACAAAUAAUUAUCCCAUCAUGUCCUGUACUGUUAACAUACCAAGUGGUGGCUGCUGAGUGUUCACGACGUUACAGAUGUGUUCUCACCUAAAAUGUUCAGAUUGAUCACAGAUGUUCUGUAAAAAGUUUGAUUUUUUUUCUUCUUCUUUCCAUUUUUGUGGUAGUAAGUUUGGGGGAAUUAAAGCCAUUUUAUAUCCUUCAUCAAACCAUUUAAUUUAAGCUUUGUCGGUUUUAUAGAUAUAUUCAAAGAUGUGUGUCUGUGAGGUGUGACAAACUUGAUUAAUGUUAAUUGAAAUGCAGGUUCAAAGGGUCCAGUUUAAAUAUGACCAUUUGAAUCUUUCUGUCUCUCUCUCCGUGUGUUUGUGUGUGUGUGUGUAUGUUGGUUUAACUAGUGCAGAUGUCUUGAGAGGAUGACUCUACAGAUACUACUGCUGCUGUGACAAAAUCAUUCUAAUCAUUUUUCUACAUACACUUAUCAUAGGAUGACUAGUGCAAACUUGAAUAAUGGGUGAACAUGCAGUAUUUGGCACUUUAGCAUGUUGAAUAUAACCUUUUCAUGUAGUGUUUCUGAAAGGCUGGACUUCUUUUGACUCUGACGUACCAGUUUUUGAGACACUUUUCAUUCAUUUCCAGCAGAACAGGACCCUUUCAUGUAUUACAUUUUCCCUUCACCAGUAUAUAGCGCACUUUUUCAAAACUAGCACCAGAAAUAGAUGAGAGGCUGCUUUUGUGUAAUGUACCAAAAAAAAAAGAAAGGAGGACGAACACCGUGCUUGCCUGUAUAAAUGCUGUGUGGAUCUACCUUCCAAAUGCCAAACUUGUUGCUGUGAUAAAUGUACAAGUUUAAAGCAAUAGAAAUGCUGGAACUGGCCCUCUAUGUGCUGCUGUAGUCUGCACUUAAAGGGAAUUCAGAUUGUUAAGCUGAUUUUGUGAGAUUAUUAUUUUUUUCCUUCUUCUCAUGAAAAUGUUGUCUUUUUCUAAGAACAGGGAAAGAUGUUUUAUUGCUUCUGAACAAAAACAGAGCAAAUCACCCUGUAAAUGUGUGAGAUUUGUGUCUGUUUAUGCUUUUGUAUUGGAACCAGGCUGGUAUGUGUUCUGUCCUUCAAUGCUUUCCAGAGGGUUAAAAUCUUGAUUAUGCUCAUUGUGUUCCUUUUUGUUGUUGCUUUUAGCCUUUGUUUGCUUACUGAUGGCUUACAAAGGUGUCACCUUGUAUACUGGGCUUGUCUCAGGCUGCAGUAUUCUUAGUAGCCACUAAGGUGUGUUCUACUCUAACAAAGGCUCUUUGCGCUCAACUUGCAACUGACAAUAAAUGCAGUUUAGAAUAAACACAAAGCAUCAUUACUAAUUUAAACUCUGUGAAUGCAAUUGCUUUCAAGUAGAAGUUCAUUAGGCUUGAUUAAAAUCGAUUAGAGUCCAAUAUUUGUAAAUGACUGGAAUAUUUAACACGAUUAUUGUAUAUCCCUCUAUAAUGACUAAAAUGUUUGUAAAUAUAAUUGUCAUUGGAUGUAUGCAAAAAAUGGUGGUUAGUUCUAAUCUAAUUGAACUUUUUUUUUUUUCAUUUCAUAGAAGAGAAUUAGUGCAAUAGAAAGCAAAUUGUCAACUACAUAUCUAGGUCUUUUGAGUUCUUAUUUUUUACAUUAAGAGGAUGCAAUGCAGUUUACAAAGAUGCUUACAGUUUUUAAAUGGAAUUUGUCUUUUUAGGUUUGCUACUGAGUGUUUGAUGUUCACAAAUGUGACUGUGUGAAAAUUUGCAUUUAAAAAAAGAAAUCUAAUUAUUUAAAAACCAGAAGAUCCACAGAUUUUGAAUCUGGUGAACACCUAAUUGCAGCACACGCCACUCAUUUUGAGAAUGUUCUACAGUCAUUCGGUCAGCAUAAUACAAUUGCAUAAUACAAAUACUUAAAGCCUUUGUAAUCCCAUCAUUCCAGAUGUAGCAUUCAGAUAUUUGCUUGUAUGUAUAUGAUCUGAUAUUAUCUCUAAUCUCAAAUAUUAAAUCUAAAAAAAAAAAAUCAGCAGUCACUGAAAAGGUCAUCAGUGCUAAUUUAAAGACCACAGUGUUUAAGUUCACCGCAACGUCACCUGUCUAAAUCACUCAGAACUGAACCUCUUUCCCUCUUUUUGGAUCGAUAACCUUUCAAAUCCGUCCAGUCCAUUGUGUGUCUGAAUUUUUCAUUUUUGCUGUGAAAUCUGUCUGUUGUGCUCCAUAAAUAAUAAUCUAAUUAUUUUUGAUCAGAGUAUGCUUUUGUAUGAAAAGAAAUAAAGGAACUAGCAAAUUUA
Messenger RNA from Tachysurus fulvidraco (yellow catfish), 7190 nucleotides. RefSeq names its product clustered mitochondria (cluA/CLU1) homolog a (gene cluha). Gene Ontology annotation, biological process: intracellular distribution of mitochondria. Gene Ontology annotation, cellular component: cytoplasm. The record is from RefSeq and is a predicted model, not a curated record. Bases 216 to 4409 code for a protein of 1397 amino acids. The transcript has 27 exons. Gene Ontology annotation, molecular function: mRNA binding; protein binding. Lineage: Eukaryota; Metazoa; Chordata; Actinopteri; Siluriformes; Bagridae.